ACAAGAUUCAACAACUAGAUCGAGAAAUUUUUCAUUAUUGAAUGCUUAAGAGGCAUUCAUUACUUUUUAAAAAUUCAAUCGCUCAGGUUGUGAUUUUCUCAAGAUGUCUGGCCAGGAGUCCCUUAGGAAUGCCAUGCGCGAUGCUUUGGAGGCAGACGGGACAAUAAGCCAUAUAAAGGCGGAGCUUCGAGCAGCUGUAUUUAGAAAACUUUCCGGGAAUACAGGGCUUGAUGUUGGUAGCAAGGAGGGUGACAUGGGCGCCAUACGACCCCCAGAUCCUCCAGAGAAUUUAAUCAUCAACGAGCUUAUAAAGGAGUAUCUCGUGUUUAACGGCCUUGAGCACACACUUGGUGUGUUUCAACUUGAGGCACAGGUGCCGGUUAGUCAGGUCCCGAGGAAGGUUUUGGCAGUGGAGCUUAAUCUUGGGAGCGCGCCGACGUCGAUACCGUUGCUGUAUUCUAUGCUUCAUGAGUUGCGUUUAUCGCACGAUAUGUCACAAUAAGCUUUUUCAGCUCUUCUUGUAAUAGUGGUUAUCAACCAACUCAAUGGUAAGGUUUGUGAAUAAAUCCCUUCAGUCAUUCCUGAUUCCUUAGGUAUUGCAAGGGGGAGGGAAAGUGCUCUAUUCUUUUGUACUAGUGUAUGUGGAAGGGGAGAAGUUUAGCUACUCGUUAUGUCGGAUGGAUAACCUUUGUUUACUUACAGCAGGUAGUAUGAGGAGUGUAUUGUCAUUUUUAUGUCUGUGCAUAGAUGCGACGCUUGAUUUGUGGAUUUCCCUUAAGAGCGUGUAUCACCGAUCUAUCCUUUUCUGUAUUCUUAUGCCCACUUUUGCCUUCCAUACAAUGUUGCCCCUAAUCAUGAUAGCUACAUGAUAGAGGGUUGUGGGUUCUAUACUUCUGACUCCUUUUCAUCCAGUUAAACCGUUGAAAACUUUUCUGGUGUGCAUCAGAAGGAAAAGAGGCUUCUUUUUUUUUGAGUUUGGUGGAUCUUUUUGAAAGGUUUAUGGUAGAGGCUCUCU
Molecule: messenger RNA, 1015 nt
Organism: Phytomonas sp. EM1
Lineage: Eukaryota; Euglenozoa; Kinetoplastea; Trypanosomatida; Trypanosomatidae
Source: the annotation of a GenBank genome assembly